This is a messenger RNA of Hypoxylon fragiforme, 4179 nucleotides long. RefSeq names its product TBC-domain-containing protein. The record is from RefSeq and is a predicted model, not a curated record. The transcript is spliced from 2 exons. The coding region runs from base 336 to 3746 and encodes 1136 amino acids. Lineage: Eukaryota; Fungi; Ascomycota; Sordariomycetes; Xylariales; Hypoxylaceae.
CCUACUGCUACCUGCUGCUACCUGCUGCUACCUGCUGCUACCUACACCUACCUACACUACAGACUGCUCCUUAACAUCUUAACAACCCCACGAACCGAAACAUCUCCAUCUCUCCGUACAUGCGAUUACGAACAUCUAACACGACAUUAAGCCUUUCACGACAACCUUUUAUUAUUUUCGACCUUUCCAACUACCUAGCUAGAUUUUCAGAUACGCCGCUUACCGCUUAGAAUUGAAACGUUCUAACGUCCUAACGUUUUUAUUCCUUCAGCCCCCGUUAGAAAUGAAUUAAGCUACAAGUUCAUGGACCUGACUCUACUGGAAAGUCUUGAACUAUGUUCAACCUCAGUAGCUUUGUGCAGAAGGCUCAGUCUGCUGCUCAGCAGCUGAUUGACCCUAUGCAAGGGUUGAACUUGACCAACUCAGACAGAAACCCUCCCAAAGCCACUCUAUUCCAGAAUCAGUUUCGACUCCCCAGCUCUCAAAACCCCCUGUACGAGAUACCUGCCGAACUCACCAUACCUCCUUCAAACGUCACCCAGGGAGACAAAGAACGUGAUAGGGGAUGGCACUAUGCCGGUAAACUACACCUGUCUGAGUCUUACAUCUGUUUCUCGACCACACCCACCAGUUUCUCUCAAAGCGCUAGCCCUUCCACCUCGGCCGCAUUUUAUGGCCAGACUCAUGGCGCUGGUCCUAGUGGGAAUGGGUUCACAUUUCCCUUGUGUACCAUUAGACGUGUUGAGCGUUUAAACACGCAGAGUCUUCAGUUUGCGCUCGCGAUCACGACCUGGAACGGUAUUAGCCAGGAAUCAGUCAAAGACAAAGACGCACAAAAGGACAAGAAAGAGAUCAGGGAGCAGAGGAUUACCAUACAGCUUGCCGGUCCUCGUCCUGCCUGCGAGAGAUUUUGUGAUGGCCUCAAGAAAGGUCUAAGGAAUGCUGUUGGCAGUGUUGGGAAAUACAAAAAGGUCGUAGGUGACUGCUACUCGGAAUACCUCCUUCGACCCGAAGACAAGAAGGCCAUGAGUCCGCCUGACGCUGGUCUGGGUAUGAUAUUCCGAUACCCUGGCGACCCAAAGAAGCUCAGAGAUCGAGCCAAGAUGAGGUUAUGGGCCGAGUAUCUUCGAGAUAAUGGUCGAAACACUACCCUCAUCCGACAACCGACGUUCCAUAAGCUUAUUAGAGUUGGUCUUCCGAACCGGCUACGAGGCGAAAUCUGGGAAUUGACGUCCGGAUCUUUAUAUCUACGGCUCGAAAAGCCAAGCUUGUACACGGAAACGCUUACCAAAUACUCGGGACAAGAGUCACUGGCUAUAGAUGAGAUAGAAAAGGACCUGAAUCGAAGCCUUCCGGAAUACCCUGGGUUCCAAAGCGAAGAUGGAAUCAACCGCCUGCGACGAGUUCUUACAGCGUACAGCUGGAUAAAUCCCGAUGUCGGCUAUUGUCAGGCCAUGAACAUCGUAGUCGCUGCCUUACUAAUAUACAUGUCCGAAACACAAGCCUUCUUCCUUCUAUCAGCCUUAUGUGAUAGACUGGUUCCAGGAUAUUAUUCAUCUACCAUGUAUGGUACGCUCUUGGACCAGAAGGUGUUUGAAUCUCUCGUGGAGAAGACCAUGCCAAUAUUAUGGGAACAUCUAGUAAAGAGUGACGUACAGCUUUCCGUUGUUUCUCUUCCCUGGUUUCUGUCGCUCUAUAUCAACUCAAUGCCUCUGGUUUUUGCCUUCAGGGUCCUAGAUGUCUUCUUCGUGGAGGGACCCAAGGUUCUCUUCCAGGUCGGGCUGGCCAUUUUAAGAAUCAAUGGUGAAGAGUUGCUAGAUGCUACUGACGAUGGUGCCUUCAUAUCUGUUUUAAAGUCAUAUUUCAUGCGACUUGAUGAAUCCGCACACCCUACAUCAGAAAAUCCCAAGUUACGGGCCAUCAAUAGGUUCCAGGAACUCAUGGUCGUCGCUUUCAAGGAGUUCUCGGCCAUAACACAUAGUACCAUCCAAGAUCUACGGCUAAAGAACAAGGACGCAGUUCUCAGUAACAUUGAGAACUUUGCCAAACGUACUGCUAUCCGCAACCUUGGACCGGACAGCAAAUUGCUGAGCCCGGACGAGCUGGGAUCUCUCUAUGACAGGUUCUAUGUGAUACUAUACGAACGACAACAGCGAGAUCAGCUUAUCCAAGAACAGUUGCGUCGAUCCAAGGGUCAUAGAGCCAGAGCCUCGGAAGCAUACCCCGAACACCACGACCAUGGCGUAGAGAAGGGGAGGGUUGGUCUCGGUCCUAGUACCAGCUUGAUGGAUUACGAUGCGUUCCGGGAAUUUCUUGCUACCGUGUCUAAAUGGGCUAUCUCAGACGCCCCUGCUUCAUCUCAACGCAAUGCGCCCCCGGAGAAAAAUCAGAAUUCGUACUUCAACAGUUUUAGACGUUCCGAUCCCAACCUUCUCUCUCCGUGGGGUGGCAACCCAGAGCCAGCAGACCAUGAGUUCAUGCAGAGGCUAUUUCGAAAAUGGGAUGUAGAUUCUAAUUCGACCUUGACACUACAAAACGUCGUGACCGGUUUUGCGCAUAUCAAAGGCAAACGCGAUAUCAUGGGCACCAUCACAUAUUUCUUUGAACUCUACGAUGAUGAUAACGAUGGCAGAGUUGAUCGAGAAGGUAUUCUUCGAAUUUCUGAAGCGCUCCUUUUCCUUUCACGCCGAGGUUUAGAAGGAUCAUUGGGCAAUCCCAAUUUUACCUCUCUUAACGGUUCGGGUGACGUGUCUAGCAACGCAUCGAGUCCGUCUGUCGGUGGUACUAUCAAUGAACGAUUUCUAGGAAGCGUUAGUGCUUUCAUCAGACGAUGCUUCGAAUAUGCCGAUCCAGACCACCCGAGCAAUCAGAGUGCAAGUGAGCAAGCAUCAUCUUAUGAUACAAACGAGACGGCAGAUAAUAGCGCAUUUGCCAUUGGCGAUGAUGACGAUGAGGACGAAGAUGAGGAUGAUUUACUCGCUUUCGAAGGUCCAGAAGAUAGUCCUAAAUCCACAAAGAAGAAGCCAGACUUUGGAGAAACGAUUCCUCCGGCGUUGGGCAAGCCAGAUAUUGAUAAUGAUACCAGACGUGCAGUAUCCAAGGCACAAUCUGAGAAGGCCAAUGCAGCCUUAGACCCUUCCAACCCAUUGCAUAUAACAUUACCUACAUUCCGCAUGGUCGUGCUCGCAGAUGAGCUGCUGGAACAGUUUUUCGAGUCGUCCUUCCCUACCUCGUUACACCUGACAGACGGCUUGGGAAUUUCCACGCCAUCCACCUCAGCUUUGACCACGUUCUCGAAUAUGGGUUUCGGGCGUGGCACCGCCUCCCCGCUCCCCGUUCCACAAGCAGGUGCCGCCGGGGCAGGGCGCAGUCUACGUGGUGUUCUAGAUAACAUCGUCACGGACGCGUCUCGUGUGGCUGCCGAGGUGCGACGGCGAAUGGAGGAAGCGCAGCGCGAACUGGAGAAGAACGCAGUGCCGGGGCAAAAAGACGAUGACGAAGAGGAAAAUCAAGAUAUUCAUGGAUAUAAUGGCGACCCUGAGCGGCGCAGCGUACGGUCGUCGGACAGAGACCUUCUAGACGGGGCCGACGCAGAGGCAGGGGCGGGAAAGAAUCAAGAGGGACAAGAACAAAUUGUUCAGACACUCGUUGAUAUCGAUACCAAUAUCAGCAGUAUUCAUGAUGGGAGGUUGAAGACGCCGAUGGCUAGUUCGCCGACGCACCGAAUCGUUGAGUUCGAGGGUUAAGAGUUCGGUUGAGUUCAGUUUAGUUGGAAUGCAUAUUGCGUGUUGCAUGUAGAGGCCUAUAGGACGAUGAUUGAUCGAUUGAUGGCGGUAGCAUAAGGAUAUUAGGUAAGGGAGUCAGGUAUUAUCGGUUUAGGGAACAAUUGAUCAGUCAAUAUUUGGAGGGCUCGACGGCGUCAUCGUCGUCGUCGGAUUUUCCCCUUUUCCUCUUUUUCCCAUUUGUUCAUGUGUGUGGGAGAGAGGGAGACAAAGAGACCUGACCCAAGCUUUUUUUGUUAGUUUAAAGGGGGGGGAGAGGAGAGGGGAGGUCUAAGGGUUGUAUGCUAUGUACCUAGUGCCUGGUAGCUGGAUGGGUUAAGUACCUUUCUAGGUACCUAGUAGGUAUGUAUAGUAAUUGAUGUUUACCUACUUUGAAUUUUGAAUAGAGCCUUAUUGC